This is a messenger RNA of Rhineura floridana, 6138 nucleotides long. RefSeq names its product putative inactive cytochrome P450 2G1. Gene Ontology annotation, molecular function: iron ion binding; oxidoreductase activity, acting on paired donors, with incorporation or reduction of molecular oxygen, reduced flavin or flavoprotein as one donor, and incorporation of one atom of oxygen; heme binding. The transcript is spliced from 6 exons. The record is from RefSeq and is a predicted model, not a curated record. Gene Ontology annotation, biological process: xenobiotic metabolic process. Gene Ontology annotation, cellular component: cytoplasm; intracellular membrane-bounded organelle. Bases 2148 to 2849 code for a protein of 233 amino acids. NCBI's taxonomy places the organism in Eukaryota, Metazoa, Chordata, Lepidosauria, Squamata, Rhineuridae.
AACACAAAUCUUGUGUUGUAUUAAUUGUUGGGACCACAGCAGCAAACAGGCCAGUCAGCCUGUUUUCAUUGCUGUUUGUGGUGACUUUCACAAGAAUAAGAGGGUUUUCAAAUGGUCCUCGUUGCUGGAACCCCAAACCCCAAAACAUCUCUGGCUGGAGCCCGCCCUUUCUGCAGUGCUGCUGGCUUCAGCUGCGUUCUGGGAAUAGAGACCUCUUGACUUGAGCCAGAACCAAAGGAUGCCUCUUCUCACCACCCUCUUUCGGUGGGUUUGGAAUUGCACUCUGUGCUUUGCACAGAUUGGUAUUGUUUGUUUUUUAAAUUUCAUGUUCCACAUUAAGUGGCUUUGAUCACUUCUCUGUUGCCUGGGUCGGUUGCACAGCCUCUCAAAAUUUCCAAGGUGAAAAAAACAGCACACAAGUUUGUUAGGGUUCAGGGCUGCCAUGUGGUCCAAUGGGGAGUACAGCAAGGCCAAGACAGUCCAGCCUCACCUGUGCAACAUGCUGAAAGCAGGAACUCAGAAUGGGCUUGCAAGCCAGCUGUUCCAGAUAAGAAGAGUAGUGAGUUCUGAGAUAUUAAGUGGUAUAUAAAUGUCUUCUAAAUCAAAAAGCGUGCAACAGUAUGUUGCAUUUAUGCCACGUAGAGGUUAUUGCUCCCAUUUUACAGCCAAGGAACACUGAGGCAGAGCAGUGAAUCCAUGAUGGAGAAAUGGAGAUAAACAAUACAGAAAUUAAUAUAGAGUACCUCUUGUAGACACCUGCAGCCCCCCCUUUUCCCUCCGUACACACUUAGCAUUAAGAUGGAAGGUUUACAUGAAUUGUCCAGAAUUUUCAGUAUAGGAUGGAACUCUGCUUGGUUUGGGUCUGUCAGCUGGUCCACACACCAAAGCAAAACAUGGACACUGCUCCAGUGUUGUCUCAGACCUUUCUCACUUUAAAUGUGGGGUUUCUCAAUCCUGGUGGUUCCAGACUUUCCAAGGAUCGAAAAACCCCACAUUUAAAGGGGGAAAGGUCCAGGAUAACACAGGGGUGGAGAUGGAGAUUGUGUGGACACCCCUACCUUAACAGGCUGGCGUGAAUCCACAUUUGGUCCUGUGUAGUCAUGCCCUGUGUGUGCCUGUGUGUGCAUCAGCAUCACACACGUACGCUCAUGACUUCCUUACCUGUGUCCUCACUUGCUGUAGCGUCACCACCACCCUAACAACCAGAAAAGAGAGAAAAAGCAAGACAUUUGCACACUGGAAGCAGGCAGGUUUGCCUCUGUUUUAUCAUUACUUUAGCGCAUGUGUGUGUGGCUAAAAAAAGCACUUCCCUUUCCCAAAUUCCUCCAGCUCUUCAUCUUGCCCCUGCUUCAAACUUUGAUGGCGGCUCCCAGCAGCGGGCUGGGGAGAAGGACAGCCAGCCAGCCAGCCUGUAGCAUUAAGUUGCAUGUAGCAUCAAGGCUUGUAUGAGGACAUUUUGCAAGGGAAAAUGUAUUUAAAAUAAUAUAUUUUUUCCUGUUUCUUUGCUUUCCUCACAUCCCAGAACUAUAAGACACAUGACAACUAUGCUGCUUGGCAUCCCUAUCAACUCAAGCAUACAGGCCAUGUGUGCUACUUUUACAGUCAUAUAAUGCACUGUGCUUGGCCUUGGUUUUAAAUGCCAUGGAUGUUUAUAGCGCCAAAGGAAAGAAAGAGGAAGGUGGGAAAGCAAACAGUGGCUUCCUGAAAAUUGGGACGUGGGGUUUUCUUCUGGGUCAGAACUGGAAACCUGGAAAUCUCUACUGAAAUAAGACAAUGGGUGGGUAAGAUACUGGAUGGCUAUCUCUUCUAGGGAUGUUGCAGAGAAAAUAAAUGGGGUGGCUUUUCAUUUUAAUCUUCACCUGAGUUUGUGUGAAGUCUACUGUGAUGGAAAUAAAAUGCAAAUGGGGCCAGAAUGGAGGGAGAGGUGGUACCGGUGAAGAAGAGUGGAACUUGUAUCUAAUGCUAACUAACAACACAUUGGAUGCUAGACAGUCACAAACAACAGCAGGAUUAAAGAAAAUACAGAAUGCAAGAGAUUGGGAUGGACUUUAGGAAUACUAGUAGCUUUAGGAAUACUAGUAGAACCAUGAAUAAAGAUAAGAAUUACCAAGCAAAAGAAGAACAAGUCUUGCUGAAGAAGAAAUUGCAUGGCUCCUGCAAAGAUGAGGAUUUUUUCCCUGGGCUUGAUGUGGAUCGUGCCUGGGCCUUAUCACAAUACGUCCAGGUAUGUCAAGGAGUUAACAGGCUUCAUCUCAGAGGAUCCAGAUGCACCGGAAAUCAUUUCAUCCAAAUUGCCCUCAGGACUUCCUUGGCUGUUUCCUCACCAAAAUGGAGCAGCAAGCAUCCAAGAGGAGAUAGACCAGGUCAUUGGGAGGAACCGCAGCCCCUCUUUGGAGGACCGGAGCCGGACGCCCUACACAGAAGCUGUCAUCCAUGAGAUCCAGCUGUUUAUAGACAUUGCUCCUACUGCAGCUCCUCAUUCAGUGACCAAAGAAACACAUUUCCGGGGGUACACCAUUCCCAAGGGCACCACAGUUUUGACUUUCCUGUCGUCUGUCCUGCAUGAUUCCCAGCACUUUGAGACACCCGAGAAGUUCAAUCCUGGCCACUUUCUGGAUGAAAAAGAUGCUUUUCUGCCAUUUUCAACAGGGAAAAGGGUUUGCCUGGGUGAAGGUUUGGCCCGUAUGGAGAUCUUUUUAUUCCUUACGGCAGUGUUGCAAAACUUCCAUCUGAAAGCGCUCCAGGAACGGGAGGAAACAGACAUUUCACCAGAAGUGCGAGGUGGUUCAAAGUUUCCCCAGGCUUACCGCCUUUGUCUGGUUCCAAGGUCAAAAUGUGCUACCCAAUGACUGUGCAACGGUUGGGAGGCUCUUUUCCAGCCCAUUCCUGCCCCCCUCCAUCUCUGCCCACCUGCACCCAGAUGGUGUCUACCCGUCGGGCAUUCUGUUGGAAGAGGUAGAGCAAGGCCUGAAAUUCACUGUUGUCGUACUGAAAGCGCUCCCCAAAGACCACUGAGCAGAUGAUGUUGGACACGGAGCGGCGCAGGACAAAGGUGGGGUCGAAGGGGGACCCUGCCAGGUGCAAAGGAAAAGAAAAAGGGAUGAGGGUGGAGAGGCAGAACUGCCUGCGGCUGCUGCAACAGAACAAUUAGAAACCUGGGGAUGAAGGACACCACCAGAUCCAUGCCAGAGCACUGUGACUGGGCCUGACUCACGAACCAGCGCUACCUCCGUCACACAGGCGAAGUGGUUUCUGUUUGGAGUGGGAGUGAGUGUCAGGGCUUGAUUCCAGAAUUCCUUGCUGCCCAGCCUGCAUGGAAUGUAUUAUAGCUGCAGAUAUAUACAUGGCUAUUGACUAUGCCAUGGGUAGCCAACCUGGUGCCCUCCAGAUGUUGAGGACCACACCUCCCACCAUGCCUGACCACAGGCCAUGUUGGCUGGGGCUGAUGGGAUUUGAGUCCAACAGUGCCUGGCAGGCACCAUGUUGGCUAUCCCUGGACUAUGCUAAUUUCUGCUUGUGAAUCCCCCAGCCACAUAGUGGGAAGUAACCCCACAGUCCCCUUCCUGUGACUGAAUCACAGACUAAGCUACACAUUCUGUGGCUAGUGGGUGUGGGUGUGUGGAGUUGGACUACACUGAGCUGGUAUCCCACCCACCCACCUAGUGAGAACAGGAAACUGCAAGAUGAUGUGCAUGGCGAAAGCAGCACUAUAUUAAGUGCUCUCUUUCAAUUCCACUUCCAUCUGAUGGUGGAAAAGCAAAGCUGUAGCCAGCAGGCCCUGCGGUGGAAACAGCCCCGCCUCAGGAGGGGCUAUAAUGGCGUGGUGACCCUUUGCUCUUGGGUGACACACUGUAGGGCAACAGUCUCCAAUGGAAACUGGUCUUUGCAUUGUGACCCUAAAACAUCAGCCAGAGGUCACGUUCCCAAAGAUCUUAGUCAUGAUUCAGGAUGGGCGGAUCUGUCAAUUUUGGUUUCUUCCAUGUCAGUUUGCGAUUUUUUUAAAAGUCCUCAUAAAAAUUCCUCAGCAUUUUUUAUUUAUUUUCUAAUAUACACCUUUUUGUAUGAAAUUUUGCAAACCGAUUUCCCCCAAAAUGAUGCAUUUUGUAUGCAAUUUUGGCGGAUGUAUACCUGCUUGUGCAUGCUUUAUCUAAGUAGAUGCAUUUGGGGACACGUUCCGUCGCUGCAGAGCAACAUUUGGAGAAGUGUGACUGUCGAAGGGUUGCUGCGCUUUGGUUUCCAAAUUAUUUCAGCAAAUGCAAAUUAGGGGCUGUAUUCAACAAAUACUCAGAGUAGACCCACUAAAAUUAAUUAAUGUGAGUCAGUCAUGUGUAUUAAUUUCAAUGGGUCACUCUGGGUAGGACAAGCAUUGAAUAGAUUCACCUUUAAAUGACAACUGAAUCAAAAUUUCCCCCCAUCCCUAGUCAUGAUGAUGAAAUGGAACUUCCAGCUCCAGAGGCAAUAUACCUCUGAACAUGCCUGGGGGGUAACUUCCAAUAAGGACUGAUGACUUCUUGCCCUGCUUCCCAGAAGUAUCUGGUUGUCUGGUACUGAUCAAAAUGCCGCAGGAGGUGGACCAUUGCUCUGAACCAGUAGAGCUUUCCUUAUGAUUUUAUGAUCUUUGCCAUGGCCUCAUUGUCCCAGGCCUGUUGUGGACUUGAAGGAAAUGAUAAAAAUUGCUACAUACAUGUUCCAAAAGCAUGCAAAACAAAUAAUGUUUUAGACUGGAAUUGUAUGUUUCAAUUUUUAUAUUGUUUGAUGUUUGACCAUUUUGACCCUUAAAAGAUGCCCAUUCUAGCUGAUAAAUCCCUCAGCAGAAGUUUGUCAUAUUAGACACCAAGGAACAAAGAUCAAAACCUUGCGUCUUCCUGAAUUCCUCCAUCAGGAACUUGAUUUCCUCCUGGAUCCGCUCCUCGAUGGACCGCUUCCCCAUCCCAAAGUUCCGAAGGGUAGUGAGGGCAAAACGACGGAUCUGCCUCCAGUUCUCUCCAUUGCUGAAAAAGAUGCCUGGAAGAGGGAGGGGGCCGAGAAAGCCCACCUACAAUCAGACAAGCUGGGGAGGGGAGGAAGAGGAGGCAAGCAAGAUCUUUCUUCCCUCUCGAGUUGCCUGGGGGGCUCCUCUCUGCCAGCAGGUCUUGCAACAUUCUCUAGUGAUCAGACCAACAAUGGCUAUGGAGAAAAGCCUCUGGUCUGUUGCUGAUUACAUUUGUAUGCCCCCUUUCCUCCAAGGGAGUUGGGGCAGAGAACACAGGCCUGCGCUUAGGGACUGGCAAUGCAGGUGACUGCCUAGGAUGGAUGCCAGACUUGGAGGGCGUCUGUCACAGGCUAUUUACUCAACUGAUGAAUCAACACAUGAAGCAAAUAGCGUAGGCAUCACUUGUAAAUCUGUCAGCAUUGCCUUGCAUGGCAGUCCGGCACUGCAUAAUGCAUUAACCUUCUCCCCACUUUUUUACUUGUUUUUAAUUUGUGGGGAAGUUCAAACACCACCAGAGUCCAUUCUACAAACUGUAUGCCUGUGAGUGGCAAUGAUCAAGCCUAUGCAUGCAAAUUUAUUAUCUUAUGUGUCAGGGAUGCAAAUCGUGCAUCAGAGUUGUGAAAAAGGCUACAGCAAUUAAAAAGGUACUCAGAAGUUGUACAAAUGGGUGGUCUGACUCUGGGUAUACAGGUCUCUUCGUCUCCCCCUAUUAUUUUAUCCCGCAAAUAACCCAAGAAGCUUCACCGCCAAGUAGGGAUUUGAAUCCAUCUCCAAAAUCCUAGCCUGUCUCUCAAACCACUACUCAAGAAACAAAGGAAAGGUUUCCAAUGAUACGAUAUAAGACACAAAGCCAAAAAUGGCAGUACCAAUAAUAAGGAUGUGUGUACAAGCCACAAUUUAUAAAUGCAAAACACUCAGACAGUAAUAAGUACAACAAUGCAAAACACAGAUAAUUGUGAACAAAACAAUGUAUAAAUACAAAACCAACAGAUGAAACGUGAGACAGGACUCUCAAGUAUAUCAGCAGCAAUGUUUCCAAGACUGCCACCACAUUUUGCGCUUUCUCAGAACAGGACAAGGAAUAUGUCAAAUGGCAGUUAUCAAUCCCUCUCAACGCUUCAGUUUCAUUUUAAAACAGAGGAUAUAUUCUGCUAUACUCCCUGGAA